GUUUUUCUUCCCUCCUGCCACGGGUUAAGUACCGUUGAAAUCGAACACUCACAUAACAGACUUCACUCAAACUUUGCGGCACAAAUCCUAUGGUAGUUUUCAACACACGACGUAAGCCAGGCCGGAUUUCGUACAGAGGAAGUGCUUCGAGUUCGAGCGGUUCGAUGCAUGCCCUCGUGGUUCUGCAUCAUCGACCACUUUUGUUUGUACUUGGUAGGCCCAUGUGCUUCAACAGUCACAGUAUAAAAGCUUGGAAGAAUGUCGCCUCCCUGCAACCUGAUUCGAGACUUCGCUCAAGAUGUUUUCUGCUACUUGUUUGCUGGCUAUCACUGCUCUUUCUGUUUCUUUCGCCGAGGCUAUAGUGUCUCCCGCGCACCAGGGUAUACCCUUUGUCGAGGGUGGUUCCCUUGAGUCGACUGCUUCCACCGAUCUAGACCUUACCUUUUCUGCUAUCAGUUUGGCUGACCAGAAAGGCGGAGACGCGAUAUCGCUUAACACCUCGGUCACUAUCGACCAAGCUGCUGAGGAGCGAUACACUCCGGAGGGUUACGAAUAUGUAUUUGGUCCUCUUCGCCGUGCUAAUAAUGCUCUCCACUAUAUGGGUUUCGUCUUCCUGGAUAGUUAUGACCCCAAGGCAUGUGCACAGGAAUGCAACAAACGGGGUUUCGAUAGCGUUGGAGGUGCAUGCAAGUACUUCAACAUCUGGAGAGCCGUCAAUAUUGUCACCCGUCAAGCUCAGUCUUAUACCUGUGCCAUGUAUUACAUUCCCACCGAUGCAUCGACUGCUACCAAUGCAGGCCAAGGCAACAUCACUGUCGACCUCUCUCGUGGUUACCGACGCUCCAGUCUCCUAUCGGACGGUGGUUUUGAUAGCUUCCAGUGCCCUAAUGGCGAAGCCUUCUGUUUCACCGACAAAACCAGUACUUGGACUGGCACCUCUCCCUUCGGAGGUCAUUUUGACGCUUCCAUCUUCCAUUUUGCCUACUACGCAUAUUACGGUACUGGUGUUGGUCUUCUGGGUUCUGCCGAUGGCAUGGACAAACUCCCAGGGACACUUUCUCCUUCCCACCCGCUCCAAACAAAGGCCGGGGGAACUUACGCCAUCCAGUUCUUCCUUUCAAGCGUGUUUAGUGGACCCGUUUUGGAAAAAGAGGCAUUCGUAUCCGUCGUCUGGAACGGCAACGUCGUUAAAACAUUCAAUACUGGAUAUGCCUCUUGGGCGUAUUACGAAGUUAUUGUAACCGCUGCAGGAGAUGAUCGACUCUCCUUCGUUGGAGGAAAGGCACCCGCGUUUACUUUUAUCGAUGAGGUCUACGUGUUUUUGGUCUAGGAUAUCGGGUGGCUGUAGUUUCUUGGAAGUGAGACGAUGAAACAUUGAAUAGAUGCCUCCGUUCUAUUUUUUGUACAUGAUGAAAUCAAAAUGGCGGUUCCUUCCCUCCUAAAAUAAAUACUGUAAAAGUUUUCG
Marasmius oreades (fairy-ring Marasmius) is the source of this 1465-nucleotide messenger RNA. RefSeq lists its product as uncharacterized. Bases 299 to 1330 code for a protein of 343 amino acids. The record is from RefSeq and is a predicted model, not a curated record. The transcript is spliced from 5 exons. NCBI's taxonomy places the organism in Eukaryota, Fungi, Basidiomycota, Agaricomycetes, Agaricales, Marasmiaceae.